AUGGCCGCUUCUCCCACCCCCUCGCUGGACUCGCUCCCCGGGGCCUCGAACUCGAUCGGUUCGUUCGGCGAACCGGCCGACUAUCUGUCGGACUCGCCACUGACGACGCUGAGCGGUGGCUCGGGCACCACUUCCGGUUCGUCGCCGCCGGCGAGCGAUUCGGCCAUCUGCGAUGACUUUGCCACCUCGUCCAGCCUCGAGUCGGCCCAGUCCAACAACGGCUCGUCGGAGUCGCUCUUCCCGCGCUGCACCGGCUGCAAGAGCAAACAGUCGGAUGCGGUCGCCAAGUGCAUCGAUUGCGUCAACUUCCUGUGUGCCAACUGCGUCACGGCGCACCAGUUCAUGCACUGCUUCGACGGCCACUCGGUGUACCGGAUCGCGGGCACCGGCGGCGGCACGAUCGGUUCGAUCGGUUCGAUCGCCCCACCGGCCACCUCUUCGCUCGGAACAGGGACCACACUGACGCUCACGCCCACACUGGGUGGACUGCUCGGUGGUGGUGUCGGCGGCGUGCUGGACGCACCACCCGGUCUGCUGGUGGGUGGCAAGGCACCGGGCGGCGGUUUCGAGGCGGCCCAUCCGCGCCUCAGCUCGCUCAACCUGACGAUCAAGGACGACGCCUGCAGUCUGGUGAAAUCGAUGAUGAACAACGUGAUAACGCCCCCGACCUCCAACGGUACCGGGGCCGGAACGAACGGCAGCAGUAUCGGGGGCAGCAACAGCAGUCUGGUGAGCAGCACGACGUUCACCAACGGUGCCGGCGGCGGCGGCGGAGGCCUCAGCAACGGUUCGUCGGCGGAUCUGCUCAUCUCGAACGGCCUCGUCGGUGGCCUGAUCGGUGGUGGACUGAUCGGUGGCGGCCUUGGCGGACUGCUAGGAAGCAACGGCGGCGGUGGCGUUGGCGGCGCUGGUGGCGUUGGCGGCAACAAGCCCAACUACUUCUGCAAGCGGCACCCGAGCGAGCUGCUCAAGUUCUUCUGCCGCACGUGCAGCGUGCCGGUGUGCAAGGACUGCAUGCUGAUCGAGCACCCGAGCGGGGUGCACGAGUGUGAGCACAACAGCGACACGACGCCGAAGCAGAUCGAGAGCCUGCUGCACACGGUGUCGGAGGUGCGCAGCAAGGCGCAGGAGCUGCGCUCGCUGAUCAAGAACGUGGAGCACAACAACCAGCGGAUCCAGGUGCAGUACCACAAGGCGCAGAACGAGAUCAACGACACGCACCAGUUCUACCGGUCGAUGGUGGACGAGCGCAAGGCGGAGCUGCUGAAGGAGCUGGAGAACUUCUACAACGCCAAGACGAUGUCGCAGUCGGUGCUGCUCAACCGCAGCCAGGACCAGGUGGACAAGGUGCUGCAGAGCUGCGAGUUCGUCGAGCGGCUGACCAAGUGCGCCGGCCCCUCCGAGACGGUGAUGCUGCGCAAGUUCAUGGACAACAAGAUGCUGCUGUUCCCCGCGAUCACGCACGAUCUGCAGGCCUCGUACGAGCUCGAGUUCGUCUCCAACUAUCAGGCCAUCCAGAUCGGGGUGCGCAACACGUACGGCUACAUCCGCUCGAACUCGGACCUCACGAGCACCGCCACGAAGCAGCCCCCGAUUGCGCGGCCCACCUCGACCACCAACUCCGGGUCGCUGAUGCUGACCAAUGGCGCUGGCGGUGUUCGCAGCGUCAGCCCGUCCAACAGCAGCACCGGAAGUCUGAAUCUGAUGCACUCCUCGAACGGCGGUGGUGGCGCUGGCUCGCUGUUGCUCAACGGUGCCGGCGGUGGUUCGCAUCUGCUCGAUCACCAUCACCACCAUUCCGGGCAUCAUCAUCAGGCGCAUCAUCACCAGCAGCAGCAGCAUCAGCAGCAGCAGCAACAGCAUCAGCAACAGCACCAGCAUCAGCGUGCGUUCGGUGUGAACGGCCACGGCAACGGAUUGUCGACGUCCCCCCUGUCCGGGGGAGGCCUGUGUCUGGGGGGAGCCAACGGAGCCGGAAGCGCGUUCGAUACGAACCUCAUCUCGAAGCGCUUCAACAGUGCCAACAGCCUGGGACCGUUUGUCGGUGAACCGGGCGGGCUGGGCCAAACGCUGACCGGCGGCUCCGGCAAUCCGUACGAAAAGUGGAGCAACGGAGGAACGGGUGGUGGCGGCGGUGGAGGCACUGGUGCCGAUCUGUUUGGCACCCUCGGCGAUCAGUACACGAUCCCGCUGAAUCCGAUCGGUGGCGGCGGCGGUGGUGGUGGUGGCGGCGGCGGCGGCGGCGGCGGCGGUGGCAACGGCAACAGCAACAGCAACGGCGGCAACGGUGGGCAGCAGGAUUCCGGUGUGUCGGCGGCGGCGGCCGCGGCUGCCAUGAUCGACCUGUCGGCCAAGCUGAUGUCGACGAGUAUGUUCCCGCCGAAGAGCCAAAUCAAGCGCCAGAAGAUGAUCUACCACUGCAAGUUCGGUGAGUUCGGCGUGAUGGAGGGCCAGUUCACCGAGCCCAGCGGGGUGGCGGUGAACGCACAGAACGACAUCAUCGUGGCGGACACGAACAACCACCGGAUCCAGAUCUUCGACAAGGAGGGCCGCUUCAAGUUCCAGUUCGGCGAGUGCGGGAAGCGCGACGGGCAGCUGCUGUACCCGAACCGGGUGGCGGUGGUGCGCACGUCGGGCGACAUCAUCGUGACCGAGCGGUCGCCGACGCACCAGAUCCAGAUCUACAACCAGUACGGCCAGUUCGUGCGCAAGUUCGGCGCCAACAUCCUGCAGCAUCCGCGCGGCGUCACGGUCGACAGCAAGGGGCGCAUCGUGGUGGUCGAGUGCAAGGUGAUGCGCGUCAUCAUCUUCGACCAGUCGGGCAACGUGCUGCAGAAGUUCGGCUGCAGCAAGCACCUCGAGUUCCCGAACGGGGUGGUCGUGAAUGACAAGCAGGAGAUCUUCAUCAGCGACAAUCGGGCGCACUGCGUCAAGGUGUUCAACUACGAGGGCCAGUUCCUGCGGCAGAUCGGGGGCGAGGGCGUCACCAACUACCCGAUCGGGGUGGGCAUCAACGCGGCCGGCGAGAUCCUGAUUGCGGACAAUCACAACAACUUCAACCUGACCAUCUUCACCCAGGACGGGCAGCUGGUGUCGGCGCUCGAGAGCAAGGUCAAGCACGCCCAGUGCUUCGACGUGGCCCUCAUGGACGACGGCAGUGUGGUGCUGGCGAGCAAGGAUUACCGGCUGUACAUCUACCGCUACGUGCAGGUGCCCCCGAUCGGACUGUAA
This is a messenger RNA of Anopheles bellator, 3231 nucleotides long. RefSeq names its product brain tumor protein-like. NCBI's taxonomy places the organism in Eukaryota, Metazoa, Arthropoda, Insecta, Diptera, Culicidae. The coding region runs from base 1 to 3231 and encodes 1076 amino acids. Gene Ontology annotation, biological process: negative regulation of translation. The transcript has a single exon. The record is from RefSeq and is a predicted model, not a curated record. Gene Ontology annotation, molecular function: mRNA 3'-UTR binding; translation repressor activity; zinc ion binding.